Messenger RNA from Candoia aspera, 7707 nucleotides. RefSeq names its product FYVE, RhoGEF and PH domain containing 5 (gene FGD5). Gene Ontology annotation, molecular function: guanyl-nucleotide exchange factor activity; metal ion binding. Bases 432 to 5204 code for a protein of 1590 amino acids. The transcript is spliced from 21 exons. Gene Ontology annotation, cellular component: cytoplasm. NCBI's taxonomy places the organism in Eukaryota, Metazoa, Chordata, Lepidosauria, Squamata, Candoiidae. The record is from RefSeq and is a predicted model, not a curated record.
GGAGGAGGAGGAGAGCAGCAGCCUCCCUGGGCAGCGCUCGGCGACCAGCGACGGGCAGGGACCUUCCAGUUGCAACAAGCUGAUAGCGGCGAUGGGGCAGGGCGACGGCAGCCGUCCGCGGCACUGAGCGCCCGCCGUUGGGGCCACCCGGGCGAGCGAGCCGCCGAGCUCGUGGCCCUCUUUUCCGCCCGAGGGGGCGUCGCACCCUUGGGGAUAGAGAUCACUGCCGCGCGCGCGCUCCCCCUGCGCAACUCUCCGAGCGGAUCCUUCCCCGCCCCUUUCCGAUCCAUCCAUGCCCCGACCUGAACUUUAGCUGCCCGGGGGCUCCGCGGAGGGAGCCACCCAAACCGUGGAAGCUGCGACUAUGAUUUGAAACCUUGGGGGCGAAAAGGGGGAGAGAGCGGCUGCCGAGCUGGGGGAGACUUCGGAAGAUGAGCCACGCAGACCUUACAAAACCACCACUGGCCCCAAAACCAAAGAUCUUCAGUCAUCUGGCUUCCAUAGCUGCUUCCAAAUUUCCUCCAUCACUGUCAAGGGCUGGCACACUUCACAAUUCAAACUCUAUGUCUAGGGGUCCAAAACCACCCAUUGCUCCCAAGCCAAAAAUCUCUACUGACAACGAUCCAGCGAUUAUACAGAGAUCCAGUGUAUAUGCCAAUAAUACCUUUAACAAAUAUCCCAAUGGAAAACUGGAGGCAGAACUUAGUGAUGAAAAUCAGUGCCACAACACAGAGUGUCCAGAACCAGAAGAUGGCAAUGAAUACAUUGUAAUUCCUGAUGCUGAACUGGCUGAUAAAACGUAUGGUGACUUUGAGCAGGAGCCAGCAGAGAAUGAGAUUUUGCACACUCCUGAACCAUCAGGUGAGGAAGAUGGUAAUUGUACUGAUAGCAAUGACAUAUGUGAUUAUCCAGUAAAUGUAUUGAAGAACAAUGAUACUGAAUCAGUGGGAGACAACUCUAUGGAAUCAACUGAGAUCGCAUCUCUUGGCUACUCUGAAACACUUGAAAAGGAAAAAGAAGAUGCUACAAGAGAUGAAUAUGAAAAAGUGGCUAGUGAACAUCAUUCCAGUAAGACCAAAAUGAACUGUGCAGAUGAAACUCUAAGCAAACUGGAUUUGGUAAAUGAUAACAAUGAGCAUAAUAUGGACAGUAAGAUAUUGAAUGGAGAAAAGUCUUUGAAAGACACUAUAUGUGAUGAUGUUAUUUUAAGGCAUUUAGAGAAGCCCAUAUCAGCAAGAGAAGAUCUGCCACUAAUUUGCAAAGGUUUAGAUGCAGCUCAGUUUUUAGAAGAGGAACAGUUAAAUACUGAUCUAGAAUUGGGUCCAAAAAAUCACAGUGAUGAUGAUUCAGCCUGGACUAGAGAGAGAGAGUUUACAGAAGAUGCUUAUGCAAAUGCUGAUACUCACAUUGCUAAUGAUUCUGAAGUGGACACUGGGUUAGAAUCCAGUGGAACUGAGCUUCAUAGUGAAGAGACUUUUAGAGAGACCACAAAUGAAAUGGAUGAAAAAGAUGAAAUAGGCCCAAAUGCUGAGGGAGAAGAUCUUGACUAUGGCUGCCAAACUACUGAAAUGAAGAAUCUGGAAGAAAUAUCAGAAACAAAAUGUGAAUCAGGGGAAGAUUCUGGAGAACAAAAUGAAAUGAUAGACAGAGAGACAAUGGAUGAUAGCUGCCAGAUCAUUCCCUUUGGAAAGGAGGGCAGUGAGGAUGCUCAUGAUUCUCCAGAUGAAGAUUUAGGUGGUGAUUUGUCAGGAAAGGAGACUGAAACGUCUGAUAAUAACCCGUCCUUCAGUUGUCAAGAUACUAAUGGGCACAAACCUGACUUGCAGCUUAGAAAAGGAUCCAAAUCAGAUACUUUACUUGGAGAUCACAAUGCAAGUGAAUGUACUUUAGAAGACACACAUUUGGAUAAUCAAGUACUUGAGGUGGAUCAUAGCAAUAAAGAAGAAACUGCCCCAAAUUUAACCAGAGAAACAUCAGCUGAAGAUACUGGGCUUUCCACUGGAGAAUUAGCUAAACUGGAAACAAACUCAGCCAAUGAAUGUAUGAUUGAGGAAGUCACAGUGGUCCCUGAAGUUGUGGUUAUGCCUGAUAACAGUGGAGAAGUAGCCAGUGAUUCCCUAGAUGACCCAUAUGUACUUGGAGAUAGUUUGCCCACAGCAAAUGAAAUUCUUUAUGCUGGAAGAGACAUGCAGGAGGCUGAUAACCCAAACAGCUCAAGUGAUUUCAGGGAAGGAGAGAAUACAGAAAACGAAAACCACUUGCUUUCCAUUGAUCGGAAAAACAUUGUUACUAGAACAAGGUCCCACUCUGGGAAAGUACCUGGCUAUGUGCCAGAAACAGUUCCAGAAGAAACAGGGACAGACACUGAAUUGCAGACCUUGAGCACAAGCAACAUUAUUACUGAAGAUUUAAGUCACAGUUUCUGUCUGUCAGAAGGGAAGCCUAUAGAACUGGCUAGAACACUACCUGCAAAGCCAAGACGUUUCAUUUUGUACCCUCGAUCUUAUUCAGUAGAAGGCAGAGAUAUCCCUGUCUCUCUGUAUCGAGAGACUGAUAACUCCAUACUGGAUUAUAAUAGAUUAAACAGGACAGAUGAUCUGUCUUUACCAUGUGUAAUUGGUUCCUCAGGUAGCUUUUCCCAGAGAAAUCACCUUACAUCCAGUGGGGUUUCCACUCCAUCUUCUGUUGUUGACAUUCCACCUCCCUUUGAACUAGCCUGUAUCACCAAAAAGCCCAUCACAAAAAGCUCCCCAUCCCUUUUAAUAGACAGUGACUCUCCUGAUAAGUAUUGCAAGAAAAAGAAGUCUUCAUUUAAAAAAUUUCUCACUUUAAAAUUCAAGAAGAAGGCAGAAAACAAAGUCCACGUAGAUGUUCACGUUCCUUCUUCAAGAUCCUCCUCUGAGUCUAGUUAUCAUGGACCUUCCAGGGUGAUGGAACUGGACAGAAGAAGUCUGAAUAGUUCACCUCAGCUGUUAUCACGGACUGCCAAACCGAGGGCUUCUGAGUCUCCAACUGUUCUUUUCUAUAAGGAUGGCAAGAGAAAGGGAACACCCAGAAUGUUUAGCAGGAGUGUGUCAAGAGUAGAAUCUUUUGAGGAUCGCUCAAGACCACCUUUCAUGCCUCUGCCUCUAACUAAGCCCCGGUCUAUUUCAUUUCCCAAUGCUGAUACUUCUGACUACGAGAAUAUCCCUGCCAUGAAUUCUGAUUAUGAAAAUAUACAAAUACCUCCACGAAGGCCCACUAGGGCAGGAACCUUUACUGAAUUUUUUGAAGAUCCUAGCCGGGCCUUAUCUGCUGCAAGCGAGAAUGAUGGCUAUGUGGAUAUGAGCAGCUUUGCAGCCUUUGAAAACAAUAAACAGCAAACCACCGACCAGGAAACAGAAAGUGCUUACACAGAGCCUUACAAGGUGUGCCCCAUCUCCAUAAUUCCUGUUGAAGAUGUCACAUCUGAUGAGGAACAGAAAAGUUCAGAAGAUGAAGACAGUAACCAAGGGGAUUCCAAUAUCAUCCACAAGAAAGAAGGGCAAUCCAGGGCUCAGCUUGUCGCCCAGGAGCUUAUGUCAUCGGAAAAAGUGUAUGUGGAGAUGCUCCGGCUGUUACAUACGGAUUUCCAUGAAGCUGUCUUAAAAGUGCUGGGAGAUGAGUAUGACAGUGAUCAUGAAGAAACAAAGCUCAAGGAAGGACUGAAAGAAAUCCCAGAAAUCUACUAUCUACACCAAGAAAUAUUGGGGGAACUGGAACAAAAAAUUCUCAACUGGGAAGAACAUCAGAAGGUGGCUGAUAUUUUCCUCUCCAGAGAAUCAGGAUUUAAUCACCACACAACUUACAUAAUGCAGUUUGAUAGGAAUUUGGCUUUACUGGAUGAUGCCCGCAUUAAAUCUUCCCAGCUGGAUAUUGUCAUUAAAGAGUUUGAGCAGUUUCAUGAUGGAAGUCUCUUGAAUGUGAAACACCAGCUCUUGAAAGUGGUGCAGCGCAUAUUCCAGUACCAUGUGCUACUCACAGAUUACUUGAAUAACCUCUGCCCUGAUUCUGCUGAAUAUGAAGAUACACAAGCGGCCUUGCUCAUCAUAUCAGAACUUGCAGAUCGAGCCAAUGAUAGCAUACAACAAGGGGAAAAUUUGCAGAAACUGGUGCAUAUAGAGCACAGUGUCAAGGGGCAGAGCAACCUCCUACAACCAGGAAGAAUAUUUCUGAAAGAAGGGACGUUAAUGAAAGUGUCUGGGAAAAAUAGGCAUCCUCGACACUUAUUCUUGAUGAACGAUGUCCUGCUGUAUACAUAUCCCCAGAAGGAUGGCAAAUAUCGCCUUAAAAACACAUUGGCUGUGUCUGGCAUGAGGGUUAGCCGUCCAGCGACAAAAAAGGCUCAAAAUGUUCUGAAGAUUGAAUACGCUGAAAAUUGCCUAACCCUAUCAGCAAGCUCAUGCUCUGAAAGGGAUGAGUGGUACAGCUGCAUCAGCAGAAGCAUCCCAGAUGACCACGGGGCUCACAGUGGAGUUGGCUUUCACAACAGUGUUGAACUUAGGGAAAGGCUGGGAGUGUCUUUGGGUGAGAGGCCACCAACCUUGGUACCUGUAUCUCACGUCAUGAUGUGUAUGAACUGCGGUUGUGACUUUAAACUCACACUGAGGCGUCAUCAUUGCCAUGCAUGCGGGAAGAUUAUAUGCCGAAACUGUUCAAGAAACAAGUAUCCUCUGAAGUACCUCAAAGACCGACUAGCAAAAGUUUGUGAUGGCUGCUAUACAGAACUGAAGAGUAGAGAGCGGCCAAUAAGCAUAAGCUUCCCUACAAGUUCAUCCAGGUUUUCAGGCAGUGCCUUCUCUUCUGUGUUCCACAAUAUCCACUACUCUUCCUUCAAAAGACAAAAGAAAAUUCCUUCAGCUCUUUUGGAGGUGGCAGCUUCAGGAGAAGGCUCUUCUAUCAAUGGGUAUCUCAGCAGAUGCAAAAGAGGGAAAAGGCACUGGAAAAAGUUGUGGUUUGUUAUCAAAGGCAAAGUGCUCUACACAUACACAGCAAACGAGGACAAAGUCGCCACUGAGAGUUUGCCUUUGCUGGGUUUCACAAUUGUCCCAGAAAAGGAAGAUCGAAAUAUGGAUGCAGUUUUCCAUCUUUACCACAAGCAAACUCUGUUUUAUAGCUUCCGAGCAGAGGAUAAUAAUUCAGCACUGAGAUGGAUUGAAGCCAUGGAGGAAGCAUCUGUAUUAUAGCAUCAUCCAAGUGGAUUCUGAAUUAAUGCAUUUCUAUUUGCAAGAUUACCCAUAUAGUGGAAGGAACAGUAUAUAUAAUCCAAAUCUGGCUAAACAUAUGAAAAAGAACAUGUAGAAGCCUAUAAUUUUCCAUCCUUAAACGUAUCUCCUUGCAGAUGGAAACAAAAUAAGGGGAAUAUUUAUGGACCCUUUCUAUCUUUGCAGGUUCAUCACUAAACUGUGCUCUCAUGUAACAGUUGCAUUGUUUUCAAGAAGUUAAACCAAUAUAUGCAUUUCUAAAAGAUUUGUUUACUCACCAUAACUCUGUUUUAUUUUAAGAUAACAUCCAUUUGAUUUGUUCUAGUCAUAAAACUGAGGGUUUUUACAUGAAAGUUUUGUUUCCUUUCUUCUUCCCUAAAAAGAGAUUUAGACUGACUUGCCAUUAACAAUGCUAGAAUGAUGGGAUACACAUCAUAAAGUAUGUGAAAAUCCAGUCCAAGCUGGUAUUUUAGUGGUUAUAGACCUUCUAUGCUAAUUGUAAGGUAAUUCUCAGAAAGGUGGUAACAGCUUAGCUUUGUUUAUUAGGGAUUUUAAUCCACUCCAAAUUCCAAUACAGUUGUUACGAAGACUGCACCAGUUUCUACUCCAAAGGAUAUUAAAAUAUUAAUUUAUUAUAAACCUUUACAGUUUGUUCAAAAUUGAUUUAUCUAGAUUAUAUUAUUUUAAUAGUUGAGAGGAGCAGAUCUUAUUUAUAAAUCUUAUUCCUAAAAUAUAAUUCUAAACCCAAAACAGGUGUCAGCAUACAACUUCAAUAUAGAACAGCACUUAACUAUAUUUAUUCAAUAAACUAGAAAAGCUAGGGAAAGCUUUGCCUAAAUCUUAUCUUCAGCAGCUAUAGGAUGUCAUGCAAUUGGAGAAACCAAUAUUGUUAACCCUGUUUUGCCGUAUCAGUUCAAAAAUGAUGGUUCGGAUUCCAUUGUAUUUAGCCACCUGAUCAAGUGCAAGCAUACUGUAGUUGUUGCCAUACCUACUUCUUCUUUUGAUAGAGUACAUGGAUGAUGUUUGGCACCAGCCAUAGCAUUUUAUAGACUGUGUUCGUGCAACAUGCUUAACCAGGUCAAUUAAGGACGUAACAGCUGCAUUUGUACAAAAUGUUGAGUUAGUGUUAGCCUUGAUUUGUUUUUGCAUGGCUAAACUGACUCAGAUCAGUUAGUUUACAGUUCAGUGUAUCUCAUAAACCAGAACAUGGGUUAAUUGGUUAAUUAACAAGGUUAUGCAAGUUCUAUGAGCGCAGACACAGUAUGUUCCUAGGAGGAUAAGUAAUCAAGGUAUUUUACCAGUAUGGCUGAUUUGUAGUGGCAGAUGGAUUGCAGAAUAUAUCACUGUUCUUUCAUCAGACUGCAUUAGCCAGUGAUAGGUCCUAUUCGUAUCUUGAAAAUGAUGAGCUGUUUCAAAACCAAGCAAAAAACCUUAGGGGUCUGCAAAAGCUGUCAUUAAAUUUUAGACGACGUACAUAGUCUAAAUGCCAGGUUUUAAAUAUAAGGAGGUUGUGCAAAGCAUUUGCAAGAGGUGUUUUGCAAAGUAUGGUAAACAUAAGCAAACCACCCCUCCUUGAAACAUUACUCUAAAGCAGAGCAGCCAUGUCUUCUGGAAAGCUUGUAGAGUUGCUUCCAAGGCUGUUCUCAUCUGAUGGUGCAUGCACGUUCCACUGAGACUACCAGCAAAACCAAGUGGUGAUACGUGCACCACUCUUGCCCAGACAGCCAAAGGCAGGCUCUGAAACACUCAUGUGAGCCUUCCACAGAAUGUGGCAGCUUGGAUAUAUGAAGACUGCUUCACUUACAUCAACACAUCUUCCGAAUGCUCUCCUUCAGAUGCUUGGCACAAUGAAAUAGAGUACCAUUAACUGAAGAGGCAUGGACCACCUUGUCUCAAAAUGUUUUAUACCCAAAUAAUGUUUAAAAACUAAUAAAAAUACACUAACAUGAUGUAUGAUCUAUUGCUGAAACAUUCUGCUACCAAAAAAGUGUUUAGGAUGGAGAUUUCAGUAUUGUGCUGAUUGAACAGCAUAACCAGUAUUAAUGCAGUACUGACACAAUUGUGCUUGCCCUGAUGAAGCUUGUGAGAUUUUUGUUUCAGCUGAUGAUGAUAGGGACCUUAGAAACACCCCUCUCAAAAUACAAGAUUAAUACCAUUCAAUGAAACAGAUUCCAUUUAUUUUUUAAUCUUUGAAGACUUCAGAUGUACAGCAAAAUACACUUGUUAAAUAUCUCUAGUAUUUAUAUUCAGGACCAUGACCUGAACUGCUAAUUAAACUUUGGACUCGAUUAGUUUGUUUCCUCUUUGUAUAAAGGUUUACAUUUUGUUUUUCAAAUGAACUGUUCAAUUAUUUGUUUCUGUACAGGACUAAAUGGCCCAGGAAAAAACAACAUAUAGCUCUACCGUUUCAUUAUUUCAGCAUCAUUUUUUUCAGUUCAUGUUGGCAGUAUAGAAAUAUGAAAAUAAAAUACAAUUUUAGGAUUCA